Mercenaria mercenaria is the source of this 2882-nucleotide messenger RNA. RefSeq lists its product as uncharacterized. The record is from RefSeq and is a predicted model, not a curated record. Bases 439 to 1947 code for a protein of 502 amino acids. Lineage: Eukaryota; Metazoa; Mollusca; Bivalvia; Venerida; Veneridae. The transcript has 8 exons.
UUGUCAACACCAUAUCUUCUCUAUGUGAAAAUAUUUUUAGUAUCGUAUAUAGUGUUUAUUGUGUGACCGAUAUUUGGAUCUUACACGCAGUCUGAAAUAAAUAUCUUUUAAGCAAUUGUGAAAAAGUUUGUAUUUUUUGUCCUAUUUAGUUCACCUUAAACUAAUUCAAGUUCUAUCGGUAAUCAUAUCAUUGGUAUUUAUUUAACAAAACCUUUUGUUAGGUUUUUUGUUAAGUAGUUUUUUCCUUGUUUAUACGUUUAAAACAUAUUCCCCCUCGCCUAGGAUCAAAUGUAGGCGUACGCUGAUAGCAUUAACUUCCUUUUAAAACUUAGCGUGCAUUAAAUCUUAUUUGGACUUUAAUCGAUUAAAUGACAGGUGAGCUAACUGACGGGAUUUAAGUUGAAGAUAUUAGUAAACACUUGGUAAUCUGCGUUAAUAAUGAAGAAGAUGAAGAAAAUAGGGAGCGCGGUGUUGUGUACCUUAUUGUUUGGAUUAGUAGAUUCAUUUGGGAAAUACUUUCCGCCAUCAGGACCAAAACCCGGAGAGACAGGAAAAUAUGUUUACACCGAUGGAGAUACCUCUAAACACUGUUUGUAUUGCCCUGAAGAUGCAUUUGAGAGUACAGCCAAAAACAAACUAAUGCAAGAGCCUCUAUGUAUUGAUAAGUAUCAUGACGUCGCGAAGGAGAUAACGCCAUAUGAAAGGGAGAACAAAAAGAUACCUGUAUGCAAAAUUGGAGAAACGCCAGGUUGUGGGCCUCCACCGGAAGAACAGGAAACAGCAGACUACGAAUGGUACUGUGACCCCGGGUACAGCGGUGUGAAAUAUUCGGUUUAUUUCUCAUGCCUUCUGAUACAUAAACGUACCAAGGUGGUAACAUGGUCUUAUUAUUGCAAUGAAAGUCUGCAGUGGGCCAUGGAUUCAGUUGAUCCGUCUGCAGUGCCGACCUCAACAAAAGGUGACUCCAUUGACUUUGAAAUCGUGAUGAUUUUCGCCGCCGUCGUCGUGUCGCUGUUUGUUGCACUUCUAGCUACUGUGGCUUAUUGUCUCUGUCGCCAAAGACGACAAAAUGGUACUAGUACUGUUGAAGCGAGAACCCUGAUCGAGAAGCAACCAGCCCCUUGUAGUCCACCCCUUUGCCUUACAGGCAAUGAGACCCAAAGCUCGAGAGAAGCAAGCGUAUCAGAUUGUGAUAGCACGGAGAAAACGAUCACCGAAGAAGGCAACAAGGACAUGUCCUCAACUGAGCGAUUACUGCCGUACGGUGAAGAGAGGCAUGAACACACAGUUGGAUGUCAAACAAUAACUCACGGAGAUGUUUGUAGUCGCACCUUUCAUUCAGAAAGGAAUAAUGGAAGCCAUAAUGAUCAAAACAACACUGUACGAGCAGAAUUUCAAAAUUCGAUGACGAGUAAUCCUCUGACCUGUCAAUGUCCAGCCCACCAACCACGAAAUCCGCCAUCAGAAGGAAAUGGUACUCCUCACAGUGUGAUGGAGAUGAAGCCUAUUGACAUCAGGAACAUUAACGAUCUAAACGUAGAACAAGGAACAAUACAUUGUAAAGAUUCAAGAAGUCAACGGCCAAAUCCACAAGGUCAUAUUUCAAAUAACCUGUGCACAGAAUCUGGAUACUAUGAUGACGAAAAUGACAAGGGGCACAACACAGAACCUAAACAGAGAAUAAAUGAAAGAGUGAUAGACAGUCCGGAAUGCAUAAAUUGCGAACAUGUUCGGCGUCAACAAUCGCGUCAUAGAGGUGCUAACUUUGAUUCAUCCAAACAUCAUACAGCUCAGUGUAUAUCCAAAUCUUCUAGUCUGGUUAUAGAAAAUGAACUUGAACCGGGAACAAUAAAUCACCAUCAAGAGGUCUUAGAUGGAGAUGAAAGUUUUGAACUAGAUUCACAACAACUGAAACUCUUUAAGUUCGCAACCGAUGUUUCACCAUAGGGAACUCAUAGUGUGUUCUUUCUGUCCGUUUGUCCAUCCAUUCGUCAGUAAGUCACAAAAGGGCCAUUUUAUUUUGUUGCCAAAUUUAAAUAAUAUGGUUGCUAUGACAACCUAUAGUUUACGGUAUAAAAAAGUAAAACAAAUUUGUUCAUGAAAUUUGGUACAUCGAGGACAAUAUGACAAAAGCAGUUAUUCAUUCUUCCGUCCGUUCAUCCGACUGUAUAUACAUCAGUCAUUUAAAAAAGAUGUAUCGCAGAGAUUUAACAAGGCGUGGUCUUUGUUUACAAGUGCCCUUAAGAAUAUGUAUCACACAACUUAUACACAAAUGAUCUCAAACGGUUUUGGUAAAAUUAGUUUAAUAGUUGCUUUACAAUUGUAUUUCAUUGGUAGAUCUGAUCUCAUGGCUCCAUAAAAUGGCAAGCGAUUUACACAUGUAAUGCAUUGAUAUGGUCUAUUUAACGUUCUGUAUAUAUAAGAAUAAUGAACUAGAAAUCUAUUUAAGUAUUUUAUAGUUGUGUUAACAGUUUUAUGAGUUUAUGCUUAUAAUAUCAUUAGUGAAAUAGUUGUAGUACAUAUUUAUAUAACUUUAUAACAAAGCAAUAUUUGUACAGUAGAUAGAUAGAUCUAACACUUAUAAGAAUGUACUGUAAAGCAAUAUCUUUGCGAAAAUGUUCUGUAAAGCAGUACCAUUGUGAAGAACAUAAGUAAUGAAUGCCUUUGCGAAGACUGCUUUUCGUAUCGUGUACAGAGAUGUUAUUCACCAAAUGAUUUGCAUUGGGUCAUUUGUUCCGCAAAGCUGCUUUGAGAGAAGGUUAUACUGUAUAAUAUUGCAUACAUGUAUAUAGGAUAUAACCAGUAAUGUUAAAAUUAUAAAUAUAAUAUUAUUAAUCACAUUUAUACUAAUUUGUUAUUAAAAUGUAGCACGAAAUUAAAAA